Messenger RNA from Mangifera indica (mango), 1671 nucleotides. Its product is annotated as putative disease resistance protein RGA3. Gene Ontology annotation, molecular function: ADP binding. The record is from RefSeq and is a predicted model, not a curated record. The transcript is spliced from 2 exons. Gene Ontology annotation, biological process: defense response to other organism. Bases 1 to 1671 code for a protein of 556 amino acids. Lineage: Eukaryota; Viridiplantae; Streptophyta; Magnoliopsida; Sapindales; Anacardiaceae.
AUGGCUGAAGCAAUUGUUUCUUUGGUCUUGAAGCAACUGGGUUCAGUUCUUUCUGAGCAGGCGUCUGGCUGCAUCGGAAAACAAGUGAGCCUUGUUUGGGAUGUUGACGAAGAAGUAGAGAAACUUACGCACAACCUUGAAGCCAUUCAAGCUGUGCUAUUUGAUGCAGAGCAAAAACAAAUAAAGAAUGCAGCUGUGAGACUGUGGUUACAUCGUCUCAAAGACGUAUGCUAUGACGUGGACGAUGUGCUGGAUGAGUGGAAUACUGCAAUCUUGAAAUUGCGAAUUGAGGGGGGUCAUGAUCAUAAUGCUAUUGCUCCGAAGAAGAAGGUGUGUUGCUUCUUUCCAUCUCCUUGUUUUGGUUUCAAAGAAGUUGUUUUACGUCGCGACAUUGCAGUUAGGAUAACUGAUAUAAAUAAAAAGCUAGAUGCUAUAGCCAAAGAGAAAAAUGAUUAUAAUCUUAAUGUGAUUAAGGCUAUUGAGAGAUUUGAUAAUCUACCAAUGCAAAGUACUUCUUUUAUUGAUGUCUCUGAUAUAAUUGGUAGAGAUAAUUUGAAGAAUGAUUUAGUAAGCAAGUUAUUGUGUGAGGGCAGUGAAAAAAACCUCCAUAUCAUCUCGCUUGUAGGGAUGGGGGGAAUAGGAAAAACAACUCUUGCCCAAUUUGCUUAUAAUAACAAUGAGGUGGAGAACAAAUUUGAUAAAAAAAUCUGGGUGUGUGUAUCAGAACCUUUCGAUGAGAUUAGGAUUGCCAAAGCGAUCAUUCAAUCUCUCAAAAAUAAUACUCCUAAUGUAGCAGAAUUAGAAUAUCUUCUUCAAUGUAUUCGUGACUCUGUUAAGACUAAAAAAUUUUUGCUUAUUUUGGAUGAUGUGUGGACUGAAAAUAACAAGAAAUGGGAACCAUUCUAUAAUUGUCUAAAGAAUGGUCUUCAUGGGAGUAAAAUUUUAAUUACCACACGUAAAGAGUCAGUUGCACGUAUAAUGAAAUCAAAUGAUAUCAUAAAUGUUGGUGAAUUGUCUAAUGAGGAGAAUUGGUUAUUGUUUGAAAAGCUAGCACUUUCUGAAAGACUUCCUGAAGAGUAUAAAAAUUUAGAAGAAAUUGGUAGGAAAAUAGUUAGGAAGUGCAAGGGGUUACCUCUUGCUGUAAAAACUAUUGGGAGUCUCUUGCAGUUUAAAAAAUCUAAAGAGCAGUGGCAACAUGUGUUAGAUAGUGAAAUGUGGAAGUUUGAAGAUACUGAAAAAGGUCUUUUAACCCCUUUGAUGUUGAGUUAUAAUGAUUUAACUCUAAUGGUAAAACGGUGUUUUGUAUGUUGCUCUAUAUAUCCAAAAGAUUAUAAUAUCGAUAAACGUACAAUAGUUGAUUUAUGGAUGGCUCAGGGUUAUCUUAGGAAAGAAAAAAAUGAUGAGAAUGAGAAUAUAACUGGUGAAGAAUAUUUGGACUAUUUAGUGACAAGAUCUCUCUUACAAAAGCACAAAUCAUUUUCUGAUUCGUACAUGAUGCAUGAUAUAGUACACGACUUUGCACAAUUUUUGGGUGAUAAAGAGUGCUCAUCAAUAGAAGUCUAUGGCGACGAAGACUCACUUAAAAACUCUCCUAGGGACAAACGUGGAUUGCCUCAUAACAUUACCUCAGGGGAUUGGAAAAUUAGUAAAUUUGAGGCGUUUGGAAUAUAA